AUGCCACGGCAGGGCAGUGUCACGAAUACAGCGCUGGGGCCCACACUGCGCGAAUACCUUUGGGCUGAAAUGGCGGUAGGGGCCAGCACCGCCAGUUGGGUCAAGGAACUAAAGAGAGAGAGAUUGCCUCUGGCCGAGGUUUCUCACACUCAGUCGAGAGUCGUCUGUAUCAAUAACCAUAUUGCCCUCAUGCUGGGUACCUCAAGCCAGGAGGAGCUCGGCUCAUGGAAGCCAAGAGCUCCUGUGUAUAGAGACUCUGCUCGGAAGCCUGCUCCCUUGGCUGUGCGUGAGAGCUACGUAAACUACGACAGUGUCGGCCAGAACAGAGACGGACGUUCUGAGGUGUCUGUGCCGAUCCUUGUGGACGCUGAGGUUAUUGGAGCUCGAGCAAGGCCCGGUGCCCAGAAUGUCGUAUGGCAUCCCUGGCGUCGCUGCACGAGCUGGUGCGCGAUGGCUACGAAUAAGCGCACGUACUGUACGUACCGCCGUGUCAACGUUGUCAAAGAGAGACGGCAUCUGCCGUACCGCGGUAAGGUACCUCAGUUGCUGUGUCGCGGCGUGUGUGAGAAGUUGCUUCUGGCGCGGUGCAUGAGGAACUCUACCUACCUAGUUUACCACGUUGUGUUUCCACUGCCCAGCCACGGUACUUGCCCACUCCCUACGGAUUUACGGAUAUCCGUACGUACUGUACCCUUCCUCCUCUAG
This is a messenger RNA of Colletotrichum navitas, 705 nucleotides long. RefSeq lists its product as uncharacterized. Bases 1 to 705 code for a protein of 234 amino acids. Lineage: Eukaryota; Fungi; Ascomycota; Sordariomycetes; Glomerellales; Glomerellaceae. The record is from RefSeq and is a predicted model, not a curated record. The transcript has 10 exons.